Hydatigera taeniaeformis is the source of this 1788-nucleotide messenger RNA. NCBI's taxonomy places the organism in Eukaryota, Metazoa, Platyhelminthes, Cestoda, Cyclophyllidea, Taeniidae. The record is from the annotation of a GenBank genome assembly.
AUGCUAGCUGCAACGACCAAGUCAAUGCAUAGGGUGCCAAACAAAUUAUCUGGUGAACGAGAUCCGAUCCUAAUGGACGUCUGUGACAGUUCGCAGCGAUCCUCCACCCGUCCUUGGUCUUCCUACUCACAGUUACGAGCUGCCGGUGAUGGAAGAGAACUUCUACCAGGAGAAAGUAUCUACGAUAUUAAAUUGCCCUCGUAUGAUUCAGUUAAAUCGUCAAGUCUAGAAUCAAUUAACGACUACACGGCUGAAGAUAAUCAAAUUUCCAAGCAUCGCGCAUAUACCUCAAUGUCAGAAGUGGAGAACAAGACUAACCUCAUUGUUAACUACCUGCCACCGAAUACAUCACAGGAAGAGGUUAGAUCUCUGUUCGCCGGUAUUGGAGAAAUAGAAAAUUGUAAACUCGUACGGGAAAAAGCCACAGGAGAGAGUCUGGGCUAUGCAUUUGUCAAGUACUACAGUGCAAUUGAUGCCAAGAGGGCAAUUGAUACAUUUAAUGGCUUAAAAAUGGAGAAUAAAACAAUCAAGGUGUCCAUAGCACGUCCAAGUUGUGAUGCCAUUAAGGGAGCCAAUUUAUACAUUUGUGGUUUACCAAGAACUUUAAAAAUAAACGAAUUAGAGGAUAUUUUUAAGUCCUGCGGACGUAUUAUAACAACACGCAUCCUGUGUGACAAGAGGACGUCGGCUUCCCGUGGAAUCGCAUUUAUUCGCUACGAUCGACGCUCAGAGGCGGAACGUGCCAUAAAAAAAUUGAACGGUUAUAAAUUUCCUAAUACAAAUGAUACAAUGAUGGUGAAAUUUGCAAACUCACCCAGUUCCCAUUCAGACAGCCAUCGGUCUCCCUCCUCCCGCUCGACAGUAGCAUCAUCUGGCUGUCGAAGACGAAAGAAGGUUUCACCCGCCUCGGUAGGAUCAAAAUCACAAAUGUCAAAGGCCUGUGAUACUGAGGACUUGACAGCCUUGCCAACAGCAAAUCAUGUAUCACCUACGGCUAGUUUAUUUCAGGUAAAGGUGCCACAGUUCUACAACCUUGAUCAUCCACGGGGAGCUCCUUUUUAUCCACCCCCAAUGUCACGUUUUGGAGUAUGUGGCAAUGAGUACAGCACUCCUUCGACCGUUAGCUUCAACAGACUCUUUCAAAUUCCCUCAUGGGAACGAACACAGUUGGGUUUCUGUCAACUAGCAGCUUGGGGCUACUUUCAGCACCCAAUGCCACUGGCAAAGAUGAGACAUACAAUACCUCCCCACAGAGGUGAAAUUCCUACCGGGAUUCCUCUCACCAACUUUCUAAUUCAUAGGCCGCCACCGCCACCGGCACAAGUCCAUAUCCCGUGUAUGAAGCGUGGUAACAUUCAAAGCACCAUAGAUAUGUCAAUCUCCAUGAGAGCUCUCUUAGCACCUGCCUACGCUGCUAAUGCCGGCGCCUUGACAACCAAUGGGUGGUGCAUAGUUGUGCACAACCUCGGAACUGACGCCGAUGACGCGGUGUUGUGGCAGUUGUUUGGACCAUUUGGAGCUGUUCACACCGUAAAAACGGUAGUUGAUCCCGUAACAGGCAAGUGCAAAGGCUAUGGCUUUGUAACAAUGGGAAAUUAUGAAGAAGCUUUAAAAGCUAUUCAAGCUCUCAGUGGUUUUAUCCUAGACAAUCGAAUACUUCAGGUUGCCUUCAAAACAAAUACCGAUUACCUGAGGGACAAUCAGUGCGCUAGAAAACCUUUUCAUGUUGAAACUUUAAAAGGUAACAAUGCUAGAAUAAAACGACGUACCCGACGCCCGGAGACCUAA